UUUAAUGCUGGUGUAUUAAAGAUCAAUGCGUUCCUUUUGUUGGAAAAAAAGUGUGAAAACUGACCCAGUAGGUGACAUAACAAAACUAUUUGUAAAAAAACAGGGAGGCGGAUAUAUAAAUCAAAACAAAUAUAGCUAGCAAGUUAUAGAAAAUGGAAUCAAGUUUUGUGAGUAAAUCAAACAUUGAUGAAAAGAAGAAAAAAAGAAAAGAAUAUUUCCAGAAUAAACUACAAGAUGCAAAGGAAGAGUAUGAAUCCAGCAAAAGAAAGAGGGAGUUGGAAGAAUCUAGGGGUGACUCAAAAUGGAUGUUACCUUCUGUUAAUGAAAGAUUGGAGGCUGAAUCAGACUCAAAAAAGAAAAAGAAAAGCAAGCACAAGAAAAAAUCCAAAAAACAUAGACACAAAAAGAAGAGCCAUAAAGAAAGUGAAUCUUCUGAGGAAAGUGAUGAAUGGGAAGAGAUGGCAACUACUUCAACAAAAACAGAAAAAGUUAUUCAUCCAAACUCAAGCGAAGUAAACAUUAAUGAAACAGCAUCCAAAAGGGAAGAAACAUAUGACUUCACACCGCAGAGAGAUGAAUGGAUGAUGUCAUCAUCUUUAUUGGAUAUUGCAACCAAAACUACUACAGGACGGGAAAAUAAAACGAAGAAAAAACAACAAGAAACUCGUAAGAAAGAGGAAGAAGAAAGAGAGAAAAUUCAUGAAUCCAGAGAGUUGAAUCCAUUCUGGAAAAAUGGUGGUACUGGUAUGCCGGAGGAAGAAAGAAAAACAGCUGCUGAGUCAACAAAAAAUUAUCACAUUGGUGAUGGUGGUCGUAGUUGGAUUCACAAAGCAUAUGAACGUGCUAAGCAGCAAGCAAAGGAAGACGGGAUUCCACUAGAAGAAAUCGUGGCUAAAAGAUGGGGGUCAGCGGAGAAGUUAAACGCGCUACUCAAAGCUGCUGAUAGAAACACAAGACCGAGCAAGACGGACUCAGGUUGGCGUAAGUUUCCAGUGAAAGAAACUAAGAAGGACCUAGCUGAAACUGUUUCUAAACAAAUUGAUAACUCUGUCAAAUUAACAAAGCCGUCAUCGAAUGUACAGGAAGACAACACCAAGCAUAGCUCUGAAGAGAAUGACAGUAGCAGUGAAAGCUGUGAGGAUGAUACAACUGAAGUGAGAACCAAACCUUUGACAGAAAAGGAGAAAAACGAAAUCAAUGCAAAAAUACUUCGAGCUGAAUUAAUGGGUGAUGACGAGCUAGCUGAAACAUUAAAACAACGUUUAACAUCUGGAAAUCAAGUAACUGUUAAGAAAAAUACAUCCAAACAAAAAAGUAAAAAGAAAAUAGGGAUGAACGAGGAGGAAUCUUCGGAAGAUGGUGGUGAAGAGGUUAUACUUACAAGAAGUGACAAACAUGGAAAUUUGUAUCCAGUGAAAUUGAAAACUGAUGUUGAAGAAUUAAAUCAGCGAAAGAAACGAAAAAAGAAAAAGAUCGGACCAACACAUGAUUCGGAUGGAAAGAGGAUCAGGUAUUUUGAAGACGAUGACAAUGUUGAUCUCAAAACAAUGGUUGAACAAGAACGCCUGACAUCUGUGGCUGAUCAACAAGCCAUGUUAGGUACUUUAGCUGCGAAGCAUCUAGGAACGUCCAUGGGAGAUGAUUACACGUUAGAUGACAUGUUCAUGACAGCGUCUGCUACUAAAGGGAUGUCAACUGCUGAAGAGAAGAGAAUCAAAGACAAAGCUUCACAAGAACAUAGACAAAGAAAUUUACAAAUUGAAAGUUGUCGAUUCUGCUUCGAAAAUCCAAAGAUAGCCAAACACUUGAUCAUUGCGAUUGGAAUAAAGACUUACCUCGCUGUCCCAAUUAAUGCCUCGUUGACAGAAGGUCAUUGUAUCAUUAUUCCUAUGAAUCACGUGAUUGGUCAGACUUACUUGGAUGAAGACGUGAUACAGGAAGUUAACAUUUUCAAAAAAGGAUUGACAAGAAUGUUUUCAGACAACGAUGAAGACGUCAUGUUCUUGGAAACCUGUAAAAAUUUAAAUCGUCAACAUCAUUGUAUAGUUGAAUGCAUACCAGUACCUAAAGAGAUUGGAGACUUGGCGCCAAUAUAUUUCAAGAAAGCUAUUACAGAAACUGGCUCGGAGUGGAGUCAAAACAAAAAACUCAUAACAAUAGACGCAAAACAAGGUGUUUCAAAAGCGGUUCCAAAAGGAUUACCAUAUUUCUCAGUAGAGUUUGGUAGAGAUGGUGGUUUUGCUCAUGUUAUCGAAGAGGAAGUAAGUUUUCCUCUAUUCUUUGGCAAGGAGAUAAUUGGUGGGAUGCUUGAUUUGGAACCAAGAUUUUGGCGCAAACCUCCAAAAGAAAGUUUCGAACAACACAAAAAAAAAGUUUUGAAAUUCGCUGAGCUGUGGAAGCCAUACGAUUGGACAUCAAAGCUAGCGUAAUAAAAUUCACAUUUUAUUUGAAUGAAAAAGAUAAUAUUUCGUACUUUCAUUGAGUUUUAACUGUGUAAAAAUAACGAUUCACUUUUUAUAAGAAAACAUUAUAUGGCUUUA
Molecule: messenger RNA, 2540 nt
Organism: Hydractinia symbiolongicarpus
Lineage: Eukaryota; Metazoa; Cnidaria; Hydrozoa; Anthoathecata; Hydractiniidae
Product: CWF19-like protein 2
Exons: 22
Coding region: 153-2429 (758 amino acids)
Biological process (GO): mRNA splicing, via spliceosome
Cellular component (GO): post-mRNA release spliceosomal complex
Source: RefSeq, a predicted model, not a curated record